AAGAAAAGAGGAGGCGCACAGGGAGUAUGGGUGCCUCAACUCUCCACCCACGAGGUUCACCCACGAGAAGGAGAGGGAAAUCAUGAAGCCUUCCAAGACCUUCAUGAGAGAGCCGCCUGUCACACCAGGCUACAGUGGCUUUGUGCCGUACCUCAGCUGCCAGGAAAGCUCCAGCCAGGACAACAUGGACUACUGUAUGAAAGCCUUCCAGGAGAAAACGCAGCGCCUUAAAGAAGACAUGGAUCGAUUUCGCUACUCGGUGGCCACCAGUCAGAAACUGAAGCCCGUCUCUUCGGAGGAGACGGUCCUGCGGUCACUGCAUGAUUAUGCCCGGCUCUAUCACCCCAUGACUCUAGAUUACCAGUAUUUGAAGAAACCUCUCCACGAGCCCCCCAUCCCUGGCUGGGCGGGGUAUCUACCUAGAGCCAAAGUCACUGAAAUUGGCUGUGCCACAAGGUAUACCGUCAUGGCAAAACAGUGCUACGAGGAUUUUCUGGAUAUCAUAGAGCGGGAUGCAAAGGCAAAACAGAAGACUUAUGAGGAAAUGCGUAAGGUCAUCACUGAAGUGCCUCCUAAUCCGCUAGAUGUUCAGCAGGAGGACCAGCUGCCACCGCUGUGCGCAGAUCUCAUCCUUUCUGGAGAAACCUGCCCUUCCCAUGGGAGAUCCCUGAGUAAGAACCCCAGAGUUCCAACAGGUGACUGUGCUAAGUGGCCCAAUGUGACCUGCCACAAGAAGGUGAAGACCGACACAGAGGGUUAGAAGGGUGCAGCCUCCGGGGAGAGGUGGAUCUCAGCAGGCCCAGAGGCCUGCCAUGCUAGUAGCAGAAUCAGCCCACACCCACUCCCUAGAGGGCAAAAAGGGAAUUGAGGGACAAGUGUACUUGAACUCCUGUCUGUGCUGUUGGUAAGAACAUGCCGUUAGUGAUGGAGAUUUUUGUGAUCAUGAUGGAA
Molecule: messenger RNA, 951 nt
Organism: Dipodomys spectabilis (banner-tailed kangaroo rat)
Lineage: Eukaryota; Metazoa; Chordata; Mammalia; Rodentia; Heteromyidae
Gene: Spmip5
Product: chromosome unknown C10orf82 homolog
Exons: 6
Coding region: 83-760 (225 amino acids)
Source: RefSeq, a predicted model, not a curated record